Molecule: messenger RNA, 1625 nt
Organism: Emiliania huxleyi CCMP1516
Lineage: Eukaryota; Haptophyta; Isochrysidales; Noelaerhabdaceae
Exons: 9
Coding region: 27-1484 (485 amino acids)
Biological process (GO): mRNA destabilization
Cellular component (GO): cytoplasm
Molecular function (GO): mRNA binding
Source: RefSeq, a predicted model, not a curated record
CGGGUGUCACCAGAGGGCGGCGAGCCAUGAUCUCUGAGCUGAGCAGCCAGGCGACGGAGUGGGCUCCGUCUGACGGCCGCUAUGGUGCUGAGCCGCAGGGGCAGGGCGGCCACUUCGGCCAGGACGCAUACGGCGGCUACGGCGGCGACCAGCGGGGCAUGGGCCAGAUGUACCCGCCGGGCCAAAUGAUGUACCCUGGCCAGGGCGGCGGCUCCAUGGAUCCGGCGAUGUACUACGGGCAGGCGCACGGCGCGGGCCCGUACGGCGGGUACGGCGGCGGCGGGAUGGACAUGAACCAGCUGGGAGACCAGUUCGGCGCGAUGGGCAUGGAUGACAUGCGCGGCGGGCGAGGCGGCCGCAUGGGCGGCCGGGGCGGCUACGGCGGCGGGUAUGGCGGCGGUUACGACGGCGGCAAGGGCUACGGCGGCGGCUACGGCGGCGGCCGCGGCGGCGGGUAUGGCGGCGCCAUGGGUCCGACCGGCGGUUACGGGUACGACGACCCGCGGAAGCGGGACGAGGAGCGGGACCGCGAGCGGGCGCGGACCGGCGUGCGCGGCGUGCGCACCGGCUGCGUGAUGCCCGUGCCGGGCGCAGUCGGCGCGGGCACUUCGGCGAUGUCUGCCGAGGUGAAGCGGCUCAAGGAGAUGGUGAACCCGCCGCACCUCGACUGCCACCCAAAGUCGGCCCGCUUCUUCAUCAUCAAGUCCUACUCGGAGGACGACGUGCACAAGUCGAUCAAGUACGGCAUCUGGGCGUCGACCGACACGGGCAACCGCCGGCUUGACGCCGCGUACCGCGAGUCCGCGAGCCGCGGCCCAAUCUACCUCUUCUUCUCGGUCAACGCGUCGGGCCAGUUCUCCGGCAUGGCGCAGAUGGAGUCCGCCAUCGACUACACCAAGAAGUUUGGCGCGUGGGCGCAGGACAAGUGGUCCGGUACCUUCGCGAUCCGGUGGGUUAUCGUCAAGGACCUGCCAAACAGCCAGUUCCGCCACAUCCUGCUCGCUAACAACGAGAACAAGCCCGUCACAAACUCGCGCGACACGCAGGAGAUCCUGCUCGACCAGGGCCGCGAGAUGCUCGCCAUCUGUGCCUCCUUCCGCGCGCGCACCUCGGUCCUCGACGACUUUGGCUUCUACGACAAGCGGCAGGAGCUGCUCGAGGCGCGCGCCGCGUUGGGCAAUCAGCAGGGCGGUGCCGGGGCGGCGGGCGGCGGCGCGCUCCCCGCCGGCAUGCCGCUUGCCGGUGGUGGCGGCGGCAUGCCGGGCGGCGGCAUGCCGGGCAGCGGCAUGCCGGGCGGCGGCAUGCCGGGCAGCGGCAUGCCGGGCGGCGGCAUGCCCGGCGUCGUGCAGCAGGGGAUGGGGAUGGGGAUGCACAUGGACCCGCAAGUGGCGCAGGCGGCGGCCAUGUCACUGAGCUCGGCGGGCGCGCUCGGUGGCAUGGGCAGUUUGGACGCGGGAGUGCCCAUGUAUCCACCUGUGCGUUGAGCCUAGAGAGCUGCGUCAGCCAUGUCGCGCCGGUCGGGGAAGGGGUUCGGUGGAGGUGCGUGGCAGAAGGGGUGCGGGUGGCGGGCGGGGCAGACGGACGGUCUUUUGAUUGUUACACUGCUUCGCGAGCGCGUUAUAAAU